AUGGAACCAGAUAACCAGACAUGGGUGAGUGAAUUUAUUCUCCUUGGCCUAUCCAGUGACCGGCAUGUUCAAGUCUCACUGUUCAUCCUGUUCUUGAUCAUGUACCUGGUGACAGUGCUGGGGAACUUCCUCAUUGUCCUUCUGAUCAGACUGGACAGCAGACUCCACACGCCCAUGUACUUCUUCCUCACCAACCUCUCCCUUGUGGAUGUGUCCUACGCCACCAGCAUAGUCCCUCAGCUGCUGGUGCAUUUUCUGGCUGAACAUAAAGCAAUCCCAUUCGUGAGCUGUGCAGCUCAGUUGUUUUUCUCCUUGGCUUUGGGUGGGAUUGAGUUCAUUCUCCUGGAAGUGAUGGCCUAUGACCACUACGUGGCUGUGAGCAACCCUCUGAGGUACUUGGUCAUCAUGCAUGCAGGGCUGUGCAGUAAGUUGGCCAUUGCAUCCUGGGUCAGUGGCUGCAUGAACUCCCUCCUGCACACUGCCAUCACCUUUCAGCUGCCCUUGUGCACAAACAAGUAUAUUGACCAUGUGUCCUGUGAAAUUCUAGCUGUGGUCAGACUGGCCUGUGUGGACACCUCCUCCAAUGAAGUGGCCAUCCUGGUUUCUAGCAUCGUCCUGCUGAUGACCCCCUUCUUGCUGGUGCUCUUGUCCUACAUCCAGAUCAUCUCCACCAUCCUCAAGAUCCAGUCCAGAGAGGGGAGGAGGAAAGCCUUCCACACCUGUGCCUCGCACCUCACUGUGGUUGCCCUGUGCUUCGGCAUGGCCAUUUUCACCUACAUCCUGCCCCACUCCAGCCCCUCUGCCCUUCAAGAGAAGUUGAUCUCUCUGUUCCAUGCUGUUUUCACCCCCAUGCUGAACCCCAUGAUUUACAGUCUGAGGAAUAAAGAGGUGAAAGGGGCCUGGCAGAAACUAUUAGGACGAUUCUCUGGGUUAACAUCAAAGCUGGUCUCUGUGUGA
Messenger RNA from Chinchilla lanigera (long-tailed chinchilla), 957 nucleotides. RefSeq names its product olfactory receptor-like protein OLF3. NCBI's taxonomy places the organism in Eukaryota, Metazoa, Chordata, Mammalia, Rodentia, Chinchillidae. Gene Ontology annotation, biological process: G protein-coupled receptor signaling pathway. Gene Ontology annotation, cellular component: membrane. The transcript has a single exon. Bases 1 to 957 code for a protein of 318 amino acids. The record is from RefSeq and is a predicted model, not a curated record. Gene Ontology annotation, molecular function: G protein-coupled receptor activity; olfactory receptor activity.